Fomitopsis serialis is the source of this 1950-nucleotide messenger RNA. RefSeq lists its product as uncharacterized. The record is from RefSeq and is a predicted model, not a curated record. The coding region runs from base 1 to 1950 and encodes 649 amino acids. The transcript has a single exon. Lineage: Eukaryota; Fungi; Basidiomycota; Agaricomycetes; Polyporales; Fomitopsidaceae.
AUGGAUGAGCGCGCUGUUGUCACGACGGCCAAUGCCUCGUGGAUGCCGGAAUUUCCGGUGGCGUCACCGGGGCGGAUCUGUACGCGGGCGGACGGUCGAUGGGGGCCCCAAGAGUAUUCGUUGUGGCCCCAGAUGUAUCACAAGAAUGUAUUACACCACGCAUGUAUUCCUGCCAUGGGCGAAUACGUGGAGGGCUUCGAGCUCAACGUGAAGUCGAUGUUCGACCCCGUGGACCCAAGCCGCUGGGCUGUCGACCUGACCUGUGGGGUGCCCGACCUCGGACUUCUCGACUCUACGUACCUGAAUGAACUCAAGAGGACGGCGCAACGAGCGAUCCUCAGAUAUCAAAGCUGCGGCGCCGAGAAGGAGGAGAAAGAGAAGCAGUUCGGUAACCACCUAUGUCAAACCAUCUACCAGGCCCUCGACCAGCUGGCUAUUCUGCCGACGUGGAGAGCGCACGCCGUCGCCCUUGCGACGCAUAUCCAGAGGCUUGCCUUGGAGCUCUGCGGCCUCAUCGUCCUCUUCGACGUCGUUCAACCCCGUGUCAACAACCUCUCUUUCGUGGCGAGGAAGGCUCUCGGCGUGCGCGGCGCAUUCACGGACAAUGCGGGGACAGCGCAAGGGCUCUUCCGUCUGGGAAUUCCAGUAUGGUACAUCCAGCCUCUGACGAUGAAACUCCGCGUCGUCGAGGUCGUUGACCCCACCCCGGUCUCCUCGGUGAUGAGCGAGAACUUGUCGCAGCCGCGCUUGUAUAGUGGUAGUGGAGAUCUGGCGGGCAUCGUGCAACACCCCGGUGAUUGGCCAUUCAAGAUGCAGCACGAAACCCUGAAGACCCUUCUGGACGCGAAACUCCCGGUGUUGCCGCGCGAGAUACCCGAUACGGAUGGACCGCCCCCAGCCAAGAAGGCGAAGGCGGGCGACGACACAGAUCCGAAUCUCGAUCGCGCCAACGCGUCCCAAUCCGGUAAUCCGUCGCGCCGGACCCACCGUGGCAAGCGAAAAGCGGCGCCGGCUCAGCCCGUGGCAGCACACCCGUCGUUGUGCUACCAAAAGCCGUCCGGCUGCGUAGUGCCGGACGUCUGGGCAGACGUUCUGACGGCGGUUGGCACUCUGCCGCCCCCGUCAUCCGCCGCCACGUAUUUUUGGCCUCCUCCCUUCUGGUUCGAGAGCCAGGGAGAGAAGGUGAAACGAUACUAUCAUAACUACGUCAGGAUCCGGGCGUUCUGUCGGCAGCGGUUGCUCGAUCCCACCAUCGGUGCUGAGCCACUGCGGAUUGCAGAAUGGCGCGACACCCUAUGGGGCGAUUACUACGUGCAAGGGAGCGAGACGGCGUCGAACGACAUGGGGAAGAAAAAGAAUAAGGACCGUCGGGACGUUCAGCAAAACGUUCGCCGCCUGUUCUCGAAGACGGCGGCGUUGCCGACGUACGACAGUGCGCAAACAGUGCAGUGGGGCGCCAUUCGGCUGGAUGUGAACUCGACGAAUGAGGCCGCCGUGCGAGCACAGAUCUUGUGGGAAGUCCACGAGAUCAACUGGCGGUGCGAGAUGCUGCAGCUGGACGCAGCUCUAACGAACUCGAGUCAAUGGGGGACACUACAACGUUGGGAGCGCGAGUCGCGAGUGAGCCGUAUCUGGAGUCCCUUGGGAUCGGGAUUGCGUGUGAUCCCUCGUUGGGAGCAAGGUGAACGCUCAAGUGCGGUCUGGUUGCGUCCUCCGCAAAGCGGAUGGCAUGACGCUAUCACCACACUUGUAGAGUUCGUCGAGGUCAUGGCACGUUGGCCGCAGCUGCCGGCAGAGUUGAAGGUCUUGCCCAUGAGCCUCUUCGAUCACGACGAAGAGGUUUUGCUUAGAUUACAGCGCGCCGCCGUCACGUUUUACGUUCGCUCUUUCGUAGACACUUUCCAUCGUUUGCCCACGCCGCCCGCGCAGAUACCGAAUGAAUGGCUGUAA